AUGAAAAAUACAAUUUCUUUCGUUUUUCUUCUCUGUGUUGGUUUAGUUUCCCCUUUCAACUAUCUUGUAUUCUGCCCGCUCUACGCUCACAGUCAUCACAAAUUCCUUGCUAAAAUCGCGGAUACUCUAUCGGAUGCAGGUCACAAUGUCACUUUUCUUGCUCCAAUCAUCAUUAGAAAAUAUGAAAAUGUGAAAUAUCUGGAUUCAACAAAAGACAUUGUCUAUAUUCAACCGAGUAAGAAGCUGGAAUCUCUUGGUGUCACAUCAGAUUACUCAAAGUUCUGGAACCAAGACGCCACUGCUAUCCAAUUUGUUCCAGCAAUCAGGGCAUUCACAAAAAUGUUUGAGCAGUUGUAUGAGGACUUGAAAGAAGAUUUAACGGUGUUGGAUGAACUUAAAAACCGCAAGUUUGACGCACUCGUUUUUGAAUUUCUGUGCCCUACAGCUUUACCCAUAGCAGAAUACCUGGACAUUAAAGCCGUGCUCCCAUCCUUAUCAAUGACUCACCAUCCUCUCAUGAGCCGACUGAUUGGAGAACCCUCAUCUCCUAGUGUCCUUCCGAGCAUGAUUUCCUCAUUUGGGGAUGAUAUGACAUUCUCGGAACGUCUGCAAAAUACAAUUGGGGAUAUAUUCUUCACACUUUUCGUCCACUUCCCACCGAUGACUUCGUUUAAAAAUCCGGAGAAAUUGAUUGAUGUUGAGGAUAUGACCGCCCGUGCGCCCUUCAUGUUCAUGAACGGAAACCCGUACCUUGACUAUCCCCGCCCACUUCUCACAAAAUCGGUUCUCAUCGGAGGGAUUUCGGUUAAUGUCACCCAAAUGAAGCAAGAAAAACUCUCGGAAAAUUACAAUCAAAUUCUGAGCAAGAAUAAGAAAAAUGUACUGAUUUCUUUUGGCUCGAUGAUUUUUUCAAAAGAUAUGCCACAAGAAUACAAGGAUACAAUCGUGAGGGUUAUUGAGUCACGUCAAGAUGUCACUUUUAUCUGGAAAUAUGAGGAAGAAGACGUCAGUUUUGCUAAGAAUCUUCCGAACCUUCACUUUUCAAAAUGGGUCCCGCAGACUGCACUGCUAGCCGAUUCUCGUAUUUCUGCAUUUGUCACUCAUGCAGGAUUGGGAAGCGUAACCGAGUUGAGUUACAUGGGUAAACCUGCAGUCCUUAUUCCUAUUUUUGCUGACCAACUGAGAAAUUCUAAAACUUUGGCGAGACACAACGGAUCCAUCACAUUGAGUAAAUACGACUUGAGUGAUUUUGACAAGUUGAGGAAUGCUAUUGACACUAUUUUGAACGAGGAGAGUUUCAAAAUUAACACAGAGCGUCUCUCCCAACAGCUUCAAGACCAACCAGUUUCUCCUCAAGAUUUGCUAGUAAGACACGCAGAAUUUGCAGCAAAAUAUGGAGAACUACCGAAUCUUGAUCCAUGUUCUCGUCAGAUGUCAUUUAUUUCGUUUUAUAUGAUCGAUAUUAUUUUGUUUUUUGGUGUUAUUAUCGGGUCGGUUGUACUCGGUGUUGUAUUGAUAACGCGAUGGACGUUUAGUUUCUGUGUGAGACCAAAGCAGAAAGUACAAUGA
Molecule: messenger RNA, 1569 nt
Organism: Caenorhabditis remanei
Lineage: Eukaryota; Metazoa; Nematoda; Chromadorea; Rhabditida; Rhabditidae
Exons: 6
Coding region: 1-1569 (522 amino acids)
Molecular function (GO): UDP-glycosyltransferase activity
Source: RefSeq, a predicted model, not a curated record